AUGGAACAACAAGAUUUUGCAAUUGAUGAUAUUUAUGACCAAUUAACAAAAGCAACAUAUUUUACAAAAUUUGAUUUCAAAGCAGGUUAUUUUCAAGUACCAUUAGAUAAAUCAGAUCGACCAAAAACAGCAUUUUCAACUCGAGAUGGACAUUUUCAAUUUAAAGUAUUACCGCAAGGUCUUACUAAUGGACCACCAACAUUCCAACGUAUUGUUAAUCAAAUAUUGGGUCCGAAUAGGUGGAAACAUGUACUCGCCUAUAUCGAUGAUAUUAUUAUUUACUCACAAAAUUUUAAUGAACAUUUAAAACACAUUGAAGAAGUAUGUUCAUUAUUAAAGAAAGCAAAUUUUAAAUUAAAUGUUGAAAAAUGUGAAGUUGCAAGAACGGAAAUAUUAUUUCUUGGACAUGUAAUUAAAGCUGGUGGGUAA
Messenger RNA from Rotaria sordida, 429 nucleotides. The record is from the annotation of a GenBank genome assembly. Lineage: Eukaryota; Metazoa; Rotifera; Eurotatoria; Philodinida; Philodinidae.